CAAAUGCGGAUCCCCUGUUAGCUGCAGAGAAGACGCCUUUGGGUCACAAUCGUCCCUCAAACAAGCAAUCAGCCAUGAGUGGAAUGCGAGGUCUCGUCCCGGCAACAGUAGCCAUCGGAGUCGGUGUUUUCACAGGAUAUUACACUUUCCAACCAGCUUUCCAACAAUUGCAAACCGAGAAGAGAACAGAUCAGCGGUCAGUUAGCCUUACCUCUCCCCAGACGGCCUUCGGAAAUGGCAUUUUUUUUUUUUUUGAAGUAGUUAGACAUCAGAAACUGCUGACACCGUGAAACCCCUCGACAGGCAAGAAACUCAACCUAGGCAGGCACCUGAAAAUGAACCUGCCCUAGAUACUCAGGCAUACGAUUCCCCCCAAAGCGCCCAUUUAUUGCCUUUCGCGCCGACUGUUUUAGCCGAGACACGAGAGCCUUCAGCACGACCAGCCAAGGAGGGGAAUUCAUGGAUACAAUGGCUUUGGAGAUAUGGAAGUUCGUCGGGCAAAUCGCCAGCAAGCUCGAGAGAGGACAGUCAUUUGAUCCGCGUUAAGCCUAGGAGAAGUCCUGAAGAACCGAAGAAAGAUGACGAUGCCAUGAAUUAAGAAACGAUAGUAGAUAGGACGAUAUUAAAAUCGGUGUAUAGUGUACGAAUAGCUGAAUGUAUAUCUUGUUGUUAUAGACAAACAUUGAUCGGUGAUGGACUACAAUGUGUAUAUAUCCAUAUACUGACGCUCAAAAUAUGAAGCAUUCAAAUGUUAUGAAA
This is a messenger RNA of Talaromyces proteolyticus, 759 nucleotides long. RefSeq lists its product as uncharacterized. The record is from RefSeq and is a predicted model, not a curated record. The transcript has 2 exons. NCBI's taxonomy places the organism in Eukaryota, Fungi, Ascomycota, Eurotiomycetes, Eurotiales, Trichocomaceae. Bases 75 to 290 code for a protein of 71 amino acids.